AUGAACCCUGUAGCCUCAGACGUCCUUCGCCGAAUCACAGACGGAGGUGCAGCUCCCAUGAUCGACGGCCGACAAGGGCUCAUCGACGGUCGGCCAGCACUGAUCGACGGCCAUCCUGCGCUGAUCAACGGCCACGAGCCAACGAUCGGCUUCCAUCGGGACUGGCAAGCUGGCGGCGCAGCAGGAGGAGGAGGGGGUGCGGUAGGAGGAGUUUUGGAUCGGGGAGGAUUUGCUGGGGAAGGUGGGGGAGGGUUGGCUGGGGAAGGUGUUAUCUGGAAGCAGUCUCUCCGAUGGCUGGCUUCGUUAGGGUCGGGAAUACGGCGCUUCAUCGAGGAGUGUAUCCCCGCUAUAGCGGUGGCUGGGACCCAUUGUAUACCCGAUAUAGGGAGAACGAGGAAGUGCAUAUCAGACCCGUUAAAGGUGACCAACUGGGUGAUGGCGGGAAUCGACGGCGUUAUCUGGAUCACCGCGCUGGUUCAGGUGAGUCAUCUAUCAUCUGGACCGUUCAAUAAUGCACCGUUCAG
Closterium sp. Naga37s-1 is the source of this 524-nucleotide messenger RNA. The record is from the annotation of a GenBank genome assembly. NCBI's taxonomy places the organism in Eukaryota, Viridiplantae, Streptophyta, Zygnematophyceae, Desmidiales, Closteriaceae.